Molecule: messenger RNA, 3779 nt
Organism: Clarias gariepinus (North African catfish)
Lineage: Eukaryota; Metazoa; Chordata; Actinopteri; Siluriformes; Clariidae
Product: pre-mRNA-processing factor 39
Exons: 14
Coding region: 15-2129 (704 amino acids)
Biological process (GO): RNA processing; mRNA 5'-splice site recognition
Cellular component (GO): U2-type prespliceosome; U1 snRNP; commitment complex
Molecular function (GO): protein binding
Source: RefSeq, a predicted model, not a curated record
UGUUACCUCUCGUUAUGGCGACUGAAGGCGCAGAAGUGUUGAGCGAGGAAUUCUCAAACCCGUCAGGGUAUGAAGCCCUUGAGGUCGGUAACUUGCCCCAGCCUGAUUUAAGGAUAUCUAAAGACACAGGAGUAACAGACAUGGCAGCUCCAUCUUUAGCCUACAACGCACCUCCAGAGACUGGAGAAGAGGAUAUGGAGGAUCGAGAAUUGCCUGUGGAUUUUGACAGACAGUGGAAGCUAGUGAAUGAGAAUCCACAGGAUUUCAACAGCUGGACUGAUUUAUUACAGUACUGUGAACAAGAGGGGCAUUUAAAAGCAUCUCGUCAGGCUCUAAGCGCAUUCCUGGCAAGAUACCCGCUCUGCUACGGCUACUGGAAGAAGUUUGCAGAUUUGGAAAGGCGAGCAGGACACAACACAAAAGCUGAGGAGGUAUGUGUUCAAGGACUGACGGCGAUCCCUCUUAGUGUGGAUCUGUGGAUACAUUACAUUAAUCUCCUGCUUGGCACACUGAAUAUGAACCUGCCCGAGGCGACACAGCGCAUUCGCAGUGUGUUUGAGGAUGCUCUGGCUACGGCAGGCUGGGACUGGCAUUCAGACCGCCUGUGGGACCUGUAUGCCGAAUGGGAGAAAGAACAGGGAGACUUGAAAGCCAUGACUGCAGUCUAUGACCGUGCGAUAAGAGUGCCCACCCAGCUCUACAGAACCCACUAUGAAAAAUUAAAGGCUCAUUUAACGUCAAGUCCACUCCAGGAUGUGCUGAGCCCCGAGGAAUAUGAGACGGUGCAGGCUGAGAACAGGGAGAAUCAGAUUCAGGCUAGGAAAGAGGGAGCUGAUGAUACAGCUGGCGGGGAAGAGGAGGAGAGGCCGCCCGGUGAGGACGAACCUGCUAAUGAUUCGGAAGAGGCAGUGCAGAAAAUGCGUGAGCUGAUCUUGGCCAUCAGAGAGGAAACGUAUCAGCAGAAUGAAGCAGAGGUCCGGAAGAGAUGGAAUUAUGAAGAUGCGAUUAAGAGGCCAUAUUUCCACGUGAAGCCAUUGGAUCGAACCCAGCUGAAAGCCUGGCACACCUACCUGGACUGGGAGAUAGCUGAAGCUGAAGCAGCAUGUGCAGUCCCUGAGGGGGCGAAUGUGGAAGGUCAGGAAUGUUCAGAGGUCAAAGAGGGCAUCGCUGGCCAUAGGAGAGUGCAGAUUCUGUUUGAGCGCUGCCUCAUUGCUUGUGCACUCUAUGAGGAGUUCUGGGAUAAGUAUGUCCAUUAUCUAGAGCCACGCAGUCUGGAGGAGGCGCGAAAUGUGUAUCGACGAGCUUGUGAAAUCCACUUGCCAUACAAGCACAGUUUUCACUUGCAGUGGUCCAUGUUUGAAGAAAGACACGGUAACAUCUCAGAGGCACAGCGAAUACUAGAAGCUCUAGAAAUGGCUAUGCCUGGCCUGGCCGUGGUGCGCAUCAGGAGGGCGGGGCUAGAAAGGAGAGUGGGUCGUCUGGAUAAGGCAGAGUCACUGCUAAGGGAGGCAGUUGAGGAGAAUAAAGAUAAGCCGCACCUUCAUGCCUUCUACUCUAUUAAACUGGCCCGCUUUCUUCACAAAUUAGCCAAGAAUCUUUCGCGGGCUCGCACCGUGCUACAAGAGGCCAUCGAGAUUAGUCCGGACAACAGUAAGCUCUACCUAAAUAUGCUAGACCUGGAGCUGUCUAGUGAUCUGCGGCUCAAUGGAGGAGGUGUCCAGCAGUGUGUAAGCAAAGCUUUAGCCGCACCUCUUUCAUCAGAUUCUAAGAUCCUCUUCUCCCAAAGAGGCCUGCAGUUUGCUGAGGAUUUUGGGACCACAGUGCAAAGUUUGCUGAGUAUUUACGAAGAUCACCAGAAGCUUUUAAAUGAUCUCGGUGCAAAGAAGCGUGGAGCAGAAAAUGGUGAUGGCGAAGAUCCGGAGAAAAUAAGUAAAAUGGACGAUGGCUCUGCUACAGCAGCAUCUCAACAAGCAGUCCCGCCUACUAUGCCCCCUGGUCCUCCUCCUCCAGUGGUGGGCGGAGACACAAGUGGUUAUGGAAACUAUGGCAACUGGUAUCAGCAGUAUGGAGGAUAUGGUGGCUACUCCAACCCCUGGAACCAGUACAACCAGUACUACCCUCCCAGUUAGGGGGCAAACAGGUUAUUUUGCAGUACUUCACAAUGCCUCACCUUUCAUACACACAUGGCAAGAUGUUUAAUGGAAGCGUGAUGACGAGCAUGAGCCGAGUCACCUUUUUUUGACCACGGAUCCACUCAUCUCGGUGCUCGUCCCGUGGUAAUGACUGGUCCAACCUGGGUCUUGUACUUAGUACUUCUUCUGGACUCUCAGAUAAGAUUCAGACUGAAUUCUAUCAGCCUUUUAAACAGUGUCUCUCUGUGGAUGUUUUUUUCUCAGUAUUAUAAAAACAAUGUUUUAAGCUUUUAACCUGUCAUAAGUGUACAUGUCUGCAUCAAGGCAUGCAAGGAGUAAGCUAGCUCAUGUUAAUUGUGUGCAUGUGUAAAAGUUAAUAGUUGGACAGCAAUGCAACAAAACGCACGUUGUACAAUAGGGUUGUUGCUGUGUCAUGGUUUCAUGGGUAGAUCUGAUACUUAGCUUGCUGCCAACUGUCUUUACUCCAGUUUCUUUUAAGCCAGCUGUGACACAAAUAUUUCUCAAAUUACCUCAUUUGGACUCUGUGUAAAUCAGAUUUGCAGCAACUUCCGUUUGUCCACCUGCAUUAAAAAGGCUUUGUCCUUGUAAUGUUACUGUGGUAAAAAGCUGACCAAAAUCAAACAGCAAUAUAUUUUCGUCCACUGUCUUCAGUUUAUAACACGAAUACAAAUCACGUAAAAAAAAUAAAAAAAGGUUUUAUAUUUGCAAGGCUGUUCUAAGAAACUAAUACUCUCUAAAAGAAAAAAUAUUGCUUGCAUGAUUUUUAAUCUUUUUAUGGAAUCAUUGUUUCAUAAAUCGGUCUUAAAAUUGUCGUAUUUUUAGACUAGCAUACCAUCAUGACCAUUUUAAACUGUAACAACUUAUUGUACACUCAUGCUUUACUUACAUAAAGGUGCUGGUUUUUUUCUUUCUUCUUUAGUUUCUUUUUAAAUCAUAAUGUAAAACUUUAUUUUUUACACAAGUUGAUUUCACUGCAAAAUACAGAAUGAUGCCUGGAUGCAUUGUGUUGUUCAGAGAACACCAAUUAACAUUUAAAUUAUUUAGACAUGGACUAUUUCUUUCUAAAUCUUAAGUGGUGAAAGGUGAAAUGUUCAGAAAAUAAAAUGUGAUAGUGUUACAGGACAAAAUCUAAUAGUCAAAAUUAUAUUUACUGGACAUGCUUUGGAUGAAUAUAUGAGGUGCAGAUAACGUUGUGUAUAAGGCUUUGUUUUUUCUACGUUUUCUUUACAUGCCUGCCUUUUGAUUUAAAGAUUUUUUUGCAUCUUUUUUUUAUUUUUAUUUUUUUUAAGUGCAAUCACCCUACAGGCAUCCUUGUUUAUAUGAGGGGUGUUCAAGUCAAACCAGGACUUUUCAUUGCACAGAAUAAUAGAACACUGCUAUUGGGAUUUAAAUGACCUUUAUUGAUCUAUAUAAUCCCCUGCUACAGUAAAGCAUUUUUAGUCUUUCUCUAGUCUUUGGAUACCAUCAAGGUAGAAAGUUUUCUUACUAUAACGGAGCCAUGAUCACAUCCAAAAUGCUGCUGCUUCAUUCGGUCCCGGUGUGACUUGGAUGCUCCUCAUUUAUUUCAUAUUGUUUACCUGCAUUUGUAAUUUUUUUGCCAUGAAUAAAGAUGUCUAUUUUAGAAGA